GUAAAAUAUGCUUUACUUGUAAAGUUGUUUUUAUUCAGCUAAGUUAAGUGGAAGACUUAAGACUACGACGAUGUAUUCGAAAAUUAUUUUCGUUUUUAUCUCAAGUUGCAUGUAUGUUUCAGAUUCUGCAAUUAAUCUGAUAGUGAAUCCACCAUUUAUUGAGAUCGGCUUUACAAACAGUUUUACUGUUGAUUGUACUGUUUCUGGAGACAGCGGUUCCACAGGGGUGUACGUGGACUCUAUCAUCAUCUCUAGAACCGAUGAGAACUCUACAGACACGUUCAGAGAGAUGGCCUCAAUACAAGCUUUUAUUGGACAUGUCGUUGAGCUCUCGUCUGAAAACGCGACGGUCAGUGGCGCAAUCAACGGUACUCACCUGUCAUACCUGCGACUUACCUGGACCAACCCGUCUUUUGAUAGAGCCGGUCUGUACAGGUGUGAAGCUACUGGGGUUGAUGCCAUAGGACAUCGUUAUAAUUUUGAGAGCGUUGCCAAAGUUACUGUAGAGACGCCGGAUGUCGAGCUGUUUGUGAUGGAAAUGCAAGCUCUGAUGCGAUCAGUUGCAUUAACCGAGAAUUAUCAAAGUCUAGCAGAAAAUCGACUGAUCUCAUUGGAACGUGCAAAACUUUCCAUAUUUGACAUUUCCACAACAUAUAAAGACAGCACGUACUACUUAUCCUAUGGUUACGAGUAUGUACAGUCAUACCAGUCUCAAGAGACGUGUCAAUUGUAUGGGGGGUACCUAGCUGAGAUGGACAACAUCGAAGAGAUGACGUUCAUCAGAAGCUACAUCAGGGGACUCACGAGCAAACCUUAUAGAACCACGAUCCUCAUCGGCGGCACUAACGAGGGCCACGUUGGGACAUGGAAGUCAACGGAUAACAACCUAACAAUAGGAUAUACUGCAUUUGGAAGAGGUUAUCCUGCCUACCCUGAUUCUUAUCCUUGUCUUUUCUUGUAUUCUAGUGUAGACUGGAUGAUGAUAAAUUAUCCCUGUAUCACAAAUUUGGGCUUUCCCAGGUUUUUAUGUGAAAUGCCUUUUAUUGAGAGAUAA
This is a messenger RNA of Physella acuta, 1054 nucleotides long. RefSeq lists its product as uncharacterized. The record is from RefSeq and is a predicted model, not a curated record. NCBI's taxonomy places the organism in Eukaryota, Metazoa, Mollusca, Gastropoda, Physidae.